Emys orbicularis (European pond turtle) is the source of this 1532-nucleotide messenger RNA. RefSeq names its product glutathione S-transferase kappa 1 (gene GSTK1). The transcript is spliced from 8 exons. NCBI's taxonomy places the organism in Eukaryota, Metazoa, Chordata, Testudines, Emydidae. Gene Ontology annotation, biological process: glutathione metabolic process. Gene Ontology annotation, molecular function: glutathione peroxidase activity; glutathione transferase activity. The record is from RefSeq and is a predicted model, not a curated record. The coding region runs from base 105 to 806 and encodes 233 amino acids. Gene Ontology annotation, cellular component: peroxisome; mitochondrion.
ACCCUGACAGCCCCCCCGUUGCGAUUUGCCCCCCUUAAUCCUUUUAAACCCCUCCAAAGAGGAGGCAGCAAAUCGUAAGUAGAAGUAAGGGCAGAGAGAGGGCAAUGGCAGCAGCAGGGGGAGGCUUCGGUGGCAGCAAGAAACUGGUGGAAAUCUUCUAUGACGUGGUGUCUCCGUAUUCCUGGCUUGGAUUCGAGGUGCUUUGCCGGUACCGGCAACACUGGAGCAUUGAGUUACGUUUUCGUCCUGCUUUCCUUGGAGGCAUAAUGAAGGAGACUGGUAACCAGCCCCCAGCGAUGGUGCCAAAACGUGGGGAAUACAUGAUGAAGGAUAUAAAGAGGAUGGCAAAAUAUUACCAGGUCCCAAUGCAGAUCCCCAAGGAUUUCCUUGGGAGUAUUAUCAGAAAAGGCAGCCUUUCUGCCAUGCGCUUUAUCACAGCCGUGGAUAUGAUACAGCCACAGUUCCUGGAGCCUGUGUCCAGAGAGCUCUGGAUGCGCAUCUGGUUCCGGGAUGAAGAUAUCACCCAACCAGAGAGUAUAUUGGUAGCUGCUGAGGAGGCUGGGCUACCCUCAGCGCUGGCCCAGAAGCUACUGGCAAUGACCUUGACCCCUGAGGUGAAGAAUCGUCUGAAGGAGACAACAGAGGAGGCACUGAAAUAUGGGGCAUUUGGAAUGCCAGCAGUUGUGGCCCAUGUUAAUGGUGAAGCUCACCUCUUCUUUGGCUCUGAUCGUUUAGAGCUACUGGGCAAUGUUAUAGGAGAGAAAUGGCUGGGACCAGUUCCUGCAGCUUCAAAACCCAGGAUGUGAGAAAUUCAGCUGCAAUAUGAAACAAGAAGAAAAUAAGUCACUAAAAUUUGAAUGAAGCAGUAACGUCCAUGCCUGAGAAGUGGCAUCUAGGGUCCCAGAGGGGCUGCGAGGAGAGCAGUGAUGUUCCCCUGGAAUCCUCUGUCAGGAUUCCAGUUCUACUCCAGUCCCCGUGAUAGACUGAGACUGAUUUUUCACUUUUUUCACAAUACAGAUAGAUUUUUUCCAGGCAGGAUGGGGACGUGGUGACACUUUGGUGAGUGAAAUGUUAAUACAGGGUCAUGGGCAAUGGCAGAGCUCUAGCUGGCUGAUAAGGGUGAUUGAAAUCUUGUCUCACUUGUGGUCUGCAGUCUGGAAGCGCGCUGCUGAGAAUGACUGAAUUUGUUUCACCCUGUGAAGUGUAAAUGCUUGUCAGGUUUUUUGUCUCAAUCUACCCAAAGUGGGCAGUAUUUGGUGAUCAGUGGGAACUGCUAAGGGAACUACAGCUGUAAGUUUUUUAUAUAUGCAAAAACUCCUGACCUGGCUACAGGAAAUUGUUUUCAGGCUGAGAGCUCAGAGCAGGGUCUGAGUCCUGUCUGUGUCAGUGCCUUGCAGCUCAGCCCAUAUUGCCAGUCCCCUCAUUAUCCCUGCAUUGCCCUGCACUUUGAAUGCCUCUUUGGUUGUCGUAUAAUGUAAUUCUCUCUCUCAUAUUAUCUGAAUCCUGCACUUGGAAUAAAUUUCAUCUGACUG